AUGGCAGGCGCUGGUGAGCGCAAAGGCAAGAAAGAUGACAAUGGCAUCGGCACCGCCAUCGAUUUUGUCCUCUCCAAUGCCCGGCUGGUGCUGGGGGUGGGGGGAGCGGCCAUGCUGGGUAUUGCCACGCUGGCAGUUAAGCGGAUGUAUGACCGAGCAAUCAGUGCCCCUACCAGCCCCACCCGCCUGAGCCAUGCUGGGAAGCGGAGCUGGGAAGAGCCAAACUGGAUGGGCUCCCCCCGCCUGCUGAACAAGGACAUGAAGACAGGCUUGAGCCGGUCCCUACAGACCCUUCCCACUGACUCCUCAGCCUUUGCCCCAGAUACUCCCUGCCCUCCCCGGCCCAAGCCAUCGGCCAGGAAGGGCCAGGUAGACUUGAAGAAGUCACGGCUCCGCAUGUCCCUGCAGGAGAAACUUCUUUCUUACUACCGGAACCGGGCAGCCAUCCCGGCUGGAGAGCAGGCUCGGGCCAAGCAGGCCGCUGUGGACAUAUGUGCUGAGCUCCGGGGCUUUCUGCGGGCCAAGCUGCCGGACAUGCCACUUCGAGACAUGUACCUGAGCGGCAGCCUCUACGACGACCUGCAGGUGGUGACGGCCGACCACAUCCAGCUCAUUGUGCCCCUGGUGCUGGAGCAGAACUUGUGGUCCUGCAUCCCUGGCGAGGACACCAUCAUGAACGUCCCCGGCUUCUUCCUGGUGCGUCGUGAAAACCCAGAAUAUUUUCCUCGUGGUAGCAGUUACUGGGACCGCUGUGUAGUUGGGGGUUACCUCUCCCCCAAAACUGUGGCGGACACUUUUGAGAAAGUGGUGGCUGGCUCCAUCAACUGGCCGGCCAUUGGCUCCCUCCUGGACUAUGUGAUCCGCCCAGCACCUCCCCCAGAAGCCCUGACGCUGGAGGUGCAGUAUGAGCGUGACAAGCAUCUUGUCAUUGACUUCCUGCCUUCAGUGACUCUUGGUGACACUGUGUUGGUGGCCAGGCCACACCGACUAGCCCAGUAUGACAACCUGUGGCGGCUGAGCCUGCGUCCUGCUGAGACGGCACGCCUGCGGGCCCUGGACCAGGCCGACUCGGGCUGUCGCUCUCUGUGCCUCAAAAUUCUCAAGGCCAUAUGCAAGUGCACUCCCGCCCUGGGCCACCUCACUGCCAGCCAGCUCACCAACGUCAUCCUCCACUUGGCCCAGGAGGAGACUGACUGGUCUCCUGACGUGCUGGCCGACCGUUUCCUGCAGGCGCUGAGGGGGCUCAUCAGCUACCUAGAGGCUGGAGUCCUGCCCAGUGCCCUAAACCCCAAGGUGAACUUAUUUUCAGAACUCACCCCUGAAGAAAUAGACGAGUUGGGAUACACUCUCUAUUGCUCAUUGUCUGAGCCGGAGGUGCUGCUGCAGACGUAG
Molecule: messenger RNA, 1392 nt
Organism: Elephantulus edwardii (Cape elephant shrew)
Lineage: Eukaryota; Metazoa; Chordata; Mammalia; Macroscelidea; Macroscelididae
Gene: MIEF1
Product: mitochondrial elongation factor 1
Exons: 4
Coding region: 1-1392 (463 amino acids)
Biological process (GO): mitochondrion organization; positive regulation of mitochondrial fission
Cellular component (GO): mitochondrial outer membrane
Source: RefSeq, a predicted model, not a curated record